Messenger RNA from Coprinopsis cinerea okayama7#130, 5571 nucleotides. RefSeq lists its product as hypothetical. The record is from RefSeq and is a predicted model, not a curated record. The transcript has 6 exons. The coding region runs from base 1 to 5571 and encodes 1856 amino acids. NCBI's taxonomy places the organism in Eukaryota, Fungi, Basidiomycota, Agaricomycetes, Agaricales, Psathyrellaceae.
AUGUUCAAACUAUUCGGAGGACGAACGACUUCAACUACGACGAAAACGAACACGUCCAACGUUAACAAUGAUGAUGAUGGGAAUGACCAGCAAUCACAACCACCAGUAGCGGGAUCAAGUUCAUUGCCGCCAAUUGACACUGGGGCUAUCCAGAACCAGCCCUCAACGUCCUCGAACGGAUCGAGCGACAGCGCUGGAGGUGGAGUUCCAACCAAUUCUGCCUCCGCGUCUGACCCGUCACCCAAGAGCGCCUCUGCCGCUCAAGGAGGACCGGCAUCCUCUUCCUCCCCCUCGUCCCAGCACCGCCACAAUCCUUCCUCUUCCCCGUCUCCGCUACAUGAUCGAGGCGACAGCGCUAAUACGAGCGGAGCGCGCCCCGCCUCGGCAUCACCUCCGCCACCUUCGUCCUUCCAGCCGAACUGGAGGGCCGAGGCUGCGCCGUCCAGACUCUCGUAUAAAUCGUUUGGCCAGAGUUCUCUGGGAAGGACAUCCGAAGGCUAUCCGUCAUGGCUUCCCAGGCGACCACCACCCCCAGCACCGGCUUCGACCAUUGGCACCAAUACACCUAUGCCCCCUGACUUGGGAGAGUUUGGGGAAUUCGAGAGGGAGUAUCGGGAGUACCUGCGGCAGGUUCAGAUGCAGGGAAGCGCUGCUGAGCUUCAGAACGACCCUGCUAUGGACGUGAGCGGUGCAGUUGACCGGGAGACGGACGUUGAACCCGAAGCCGAUAUCGACUACCUUCGGGGUGGUGUUGAGAUGAUGGAACGACGUGACAGCACAAGCCCAGAAUCGCCUCUCGAUGCGAUUCCGCCAGCGCAGCUUGGAGGACGCAAGGCAACCCCACGGAGCGUCCGAAUUGUCAACCUCCAAAGCGAGAAUGUCGCGCAGGGACUUGGGGUGGGUGUCCCCCCAAUGUCGAAGCGGGAGCCUACGGAUACGACGCGCGUCGCAUCUGGCGCCACCGACCCUCUCAACCUUCCACUGGGCUAUAGUCAUGCACGAACUCAUUCACAAUCGAAUUGGUACUCCAAGAAGAAGUCGGCACACCAGAAGAGGAUUUCCAGUGGGUCUACGGCUGUAAAUCAACAUCUAACUCGUGGACAUUAUCGUGCAACGGCACCCCCAACGACUUUCCAUUCUAUCGCAACCACCGGGGGUUGGUCAGGAGCUCAUCCUCACGACCCCGUUCGUUCAGGAGAGCGCCGCACGCGACCCAAGUUCAACAUUCGGGGCUUGCAUCUGAAUAUGCUCAGGAGUCCAUCCAUGUGGAUGAAAGUGUAUUUCCGAUUAUGGCCCAUCCUUGUCCUUGGCCACUUGCCGCUUCAAGCCUUCCUCGAUUUCAAUGCGGUCUACAUGAUCUUACAGGUCUCGAGAUAUCCGCUUCCGACUGCUUCACCCAACUCGGGCAAGAACUGGGCACUCUGUGCCGCAGCUUAUAUUGCGUGUUGGCUGGUCUCUGUACUAGUCAUCUUCGUCGUAUACGAGUUGGUUUAUUCAUUUGCCAGGAAGUGGAGAGUUCGACGACCCGUGAUCUUCCCGCUAUACCUUUCGGCGCCUGGCUACAACUUUGCUUGUAUGACCUCCUACAAUGUCUUCUGUUUCUUCCAACAUCUCCGAUACACCGCCUUCGUUCCAAUCGAGCCGGACGUUGACACUGUUUCGAGCACAGACUCGGAUGAGAGUCAGCCAGGCCAAGAUGCUCACGAGCUCGAGGAGAAGGGAGAGAUAGUUCAAGAACCUCGCACCCCACCAGCCACUCACACCCGUCAACGCCAUAACGAACAUUUCCGAACCGACUCUACCUCUUCCAACGGAUCACUUGACGCCAAAGAGUCCGAUCCUGCUCUAGGUCGAUACAAACAUAGCCGAUCAAGGUCGUCCAAGUCGAAGGGCCCGUUGAAGACACUCGAGAAGAAAGUGAACAAGACCAAGAGGUUGUUGAGGGAUCGGAUUACGUGGCGAGACGGCCUUGCGGAGACCUUCAACUUGUAUGCCCAGAAUCUUCCAAACGUGUUGGUUCUGUUGCCUAGGGCAGGACUGGCGCUCGGCUUGAUUUUGGCGUUCAACCCUGUGUGGACUGAUGGAAGCACCGGCUCUAUUGGCUCGGCGAUUAACCGCGACGCGACUUUCUUCCGGAGGGAUAAUGGUCUCUUGACGUCCUACGCGCUCGGAGUCCUCUGGGCGAAUGUGGCUUGGACGGCUUGGAGGGUGUUGGUCCUUCUUGGUUCUUGGAUUGGUCUCUGGGUCCUCUCAGGCCACGGCUGUGCAGGCAUCUGCGGUCCCCGCGAUAAAUGGGAAGAAGAAGAACAUAACCGUCUCUCGGCCGCCUUCAGCGCAACCUCCUCCCUUGCUUCAAACGACGACAGUGUCCUCCCUUGGGAAUGGCGAGAGUGCACCCGUGCGCGCGUCCAAGACGCUUGGGAGUUCUGUCUCGUCGGUGUUGGCAGUGGGCGGUACAAGUGGGGUGCGGAUCUCUACAACGCAGCGACCGGUGCCCAGGCCUUUGAGAAAUCGGGGCGAGUGGAUGAGAAGAGGCGCGCGGGAGGUGACGAUGAGGAGGGUGGGUUGAGCGAUGAAGGCUUGCAGCGCGUUUUGGCUGCUGUUGGUUUCCCGAGCGUCCCUACCCCUGCGAAGAGGGGAGUGUUGUCGCAGGAUUUGUUUGAGAGUCCGUCGAAGAAUCGGGGUGCCAGUUCGGAUUUGGAGCGUGCCGAGAUGAUUGGAGAGCAGAGAGAUCUGCAGAGGAGUGGGAGUGGUCCGCUCUUGAAGCUUCCGUAUCCGUUUACCCAACCUGGCAGUGGACAAGUUAGCUCGAACGAUUUGGUGCCCUUCCCAAAGGAAAAGGAUAGGGAGAGCGGGAAGAGUAAGAGCAGCAAGACCAAGUCUGGGUCGAAGAAGAGCAGGAGUGGGACUGGUUCGGGCUCCAGCGGAAGUGGGAGUGGAAGUACAUCUGGUUCUGGGAAUGAAGGUGGGCUGGAAGGAGAAGGUCAUGAGGACGAGGAAGAAGACGACGAAGACGAAGACUCAUCCUCGCACCGUUACUCGGAAGAACCAUCUACGGAAUCGUCUAUGGGCGGAAGAGCCUCCAACUCGAUGUCAUCACUCGGUCACCCCAUCCCCCCUACUCUUGGCUUAACGAGCGUUGCUCGUUCGAUGUCGACUUACAGCCCAAGCCCCCGUCAACAACGUCCUGGUCAAGCCAGCCCCCACUCCGGAUCGUCGAGCUCACCGUUGAGCUGGAGGAGCGAUGUUGGCAACGGUGGUAACACCCGCUUCCCAUUCCUGUCUGGCCCACCGGUUCCGUCGUAUAUCCACCGUCACCGUGGGGUCGCCGUGCACACCACUGGUUCGUCGACUGGACACUCCAGAGGUCUCAGCCAGGUUAGCGGCAUCAGUGGAUUGAGCGCUCUCAGUGCAGGAAGCGGCUAUGCGGCGAGUGGAAGUGCUGGUGCUGGUAUGAGCGAGGAAGGUGCCCUGAGCGAGAUGGGAGAGAUCAUCCGGGAGAACCGACAGCGCGACAGGAACUCGAGUGGCGAGAGCGGCGGAAGUGCUGGAAGCUCUGGAAGUGGAGGCUUGCCGAUGCCACCCCGACACCCGCUCGUUGGGCAGGAGGGCAGGACGCGCAGGAGGAGCACUGUCCAGAGCUCGGCUUCCGGUUCGUCCUCUGCGUCUGCCCCUUCGCCGUUGUCGUCGAACAACUCCAGCUCGAGGGCGGUAGCGACUGCUGCAGUUGCUGAACGCCAGAGUGAGGGUGUGGCGUUCCCGAGUGUGUCAGAGAGGGAGGGCAGGGAUCGAAGGCGAAGGAGGAUUGAGCAUACGUUUGGAGGUACCACCCCGCCCAAUGCAGAAGACCUGGAGCUGGGCUUAGGGGCAUUGUCGCAUGAGAGUGCGAUGAGGGCUAUCCGCGGACGCUCGAGGAGGUUGGGAGAGGACGAUGGCGAGAGCUUGCAGUUGAGUUUGAGGGACGAUGAGCACGAGCAUGCGGCCAGACGUGAAAGGGACGAAGAGGAUGUCUACGAGGAUGAGGACGAAGAGAGCGAGGUGGAGGGUGAGAGAGAGGAUGUGGUUGGGCUGCUCGGUAGUGGAAGUGGCAACAACAGUCGCGGACCUUCGCCCCGUGCUUCGUUGAUCGGCAUUCAACAGGGACAAGGAUCGGACACCAAUGUCGCAGGCUCUCGUUCGAGGACCAGGUCAAGACACAGCUCGUCAGCCAAGUCUAGGGAAUCCCUUCGUCAUUCGGGUGCUGGUCGUCCAUUGUCAUUAUCGCUCGUCAGCGGCGGGGAAAGGUCGAGGCACAGCUCCUUCCAUCGACAAGGAUACUCCGUCGCCCCCGACAGCCCCGUCCGAGCCCGAUCGAGGAGGGAGAGUGUGGCUAGCGCCGUUCGUGAACGCGCUGGCUCAUUCAGUGUCAGAAUUAGGCAGCGAGCUCACAGCUUGAUGCAGAGCAUCGCUGGAGGCAUUGCCACAUCCCCAUCAUCCUCGGUCCCUGCUUCUCCCUUGAGGGGCGGUGAAGGCUCGACAUCGAUGACCAACUUGCAUGCCGGUGGCGGACACAGGAGGCUUGGGUCCAGCAGUGGCGAGAGUGCGUUGGAGAACUUCGUCACUGGCACCGCUAGCGCCAGGAUGCCCGAGGUCGUGCGGCUUCCUUCGCAAGCCACUCCUGAGGCUGCAGCCCCCGCCAUGCGGACUGUCAGUGGCCAGAGCGGAGCAAGCCAGGAAACUGGCGAGAGUUCGGGCAGUGGAAGUGGCAGCAGUGGUGUCCACCCGCGUCAUCAACAAUUGAUCGAGGAGGGUUACUACUCGUCGAGCGGCCACAGCAGGAGCGGAAGUGAGAGUCUGAGCCAUGGGAGCGCUGCUGAGGCCAACUACACCUUUGGACGACCGGUUCCGUUCUUGCAGCCUCGAUCGCAAGAUCAGUUGUCAACACACGAAGAGGAUCCAUCCGCCCAACCACGCUCCGCUCCUGCAUUGGUCGGCACCUCCGAAGACGACGAGGAAGAUGACGACGAGGACCAACAGUUCUUCUCCCAGGAACCAUCUUUGAGGAGUCCGACGUUGCCAGCUCGCAGUCGCGCGGGAUCUGCUACGCCUAGCGUUCUGAGUGAUGCCAGCGGUAUGAUCACCCCCAUGCCCCACCAGAUGACCUUCGAAGCUCAACAGGCCCACCCCGCUCUCGAUGACUCUCCACGUGAGGUGUUCCUUCACCCUCCUGCCUCAGCAUGGGAGCGACACAGGUCCCUGGCCCCCGGUGGUGCCAGUAGCGAUUACCUGAGUGUCAACACCAGGGAAGGAGUGGAGAGUGUCAUGAUGCUCAGUAGCGCUGCUCAGAGCUUCGUCACGGCGCCAGUUAGCAUCGCUGAGAGCGGUACUACCACUACCACUGGCAGGAGUGGCAGCAGCAACGACACCAACACGAUCAGUGGCAGCUGGGAGGAGCGACGUGGAUUUGCUGGUCUGUUCCGUGGAAGACCAGCCCUGCUGCCCCAGCGAGGACGAAGGGAUAGCGGCAUGGUUGAGCGAGCUGGAGAUGUGGUUGGUGCUGGUGGUGGUAUUGGAGAUGGACGUAUUGCGUAA